GUCUGUGAGACAAACUUUAUUAGAUGUGUCCCAUGUCCUCCGGGAAGUUACAUUGUGGUUGAAAAUCGAACCUGCGUUCACUGUCCGCCUCAGACGUACCUGAACUCGACGGCAACGCCCGGUCCCAACGCCUGUGUCAAGUGCGGCAACAACUUAAAAUCGACCGACGGGGUCGAAUGCGUCACCGACUGUAGAACAUACCAGGUGAAUGGCGUGGAAAUCUUUAGCCGUGACGGUUCAAGGUACCUCCAUGUUUUCAACAUGAGCUUUUGCUCGUCUACCAGGGUUUCGUGCAGCUCUUCGCCCGAACUGCAGAUUGUAGGCGGCAACGACCAAGAGUCGGUUGUCAAAGGCCUGUUGUGCAAGAUCACGUCCAUACCUCGGUCAGACGAAAACCUCUAUGCCAACCCAUUGGUCCUCGGCGAGAGGAUCGUUUCCAUUAGUGAUCAACCGAGCUUCGAACAGGUGAACGUCUCCAAGGACGUAUUCUCGGCAUGGGAAUUUCCGCAGGUAUACUUUCUGUACCAUUAUUCGGCCGUAUCUCGCAGUUGUGUCAACGGUUUCCACACGGUGGUCGUGUUUCGAUGUGAUCCUUCUGCUAAUGAAACCCGCGUAGAACUUCCAACCGCCUGUCCUGACGGCACCUGCGAUGGUUGUUUGUACUACAUUUUCGUAUAUUCGCGUCAAGCGUGUCCCGUAUGUGGUCCUGACGACUAUGAGGAAAUUGUGGAAGCCUGCCGAAACGGCGUCCAGUUGGUUCAUUUCAUUCCGUCCAAGUGAGU
Soboliphyme baturini is the source of this 782-nucleotide messenger RNA. The record is from the annotation of a GenBank genome assembly. NCBI's taxonomy places the organism in Eukaryota, Metazoa, Nematoda, Enoplea, Dioctophymatida, Soboliphymatidae.